Messenger RNA from Nematolebias whitei (Rio pearlfish), 1505 nucleotides. RefSeq names its product CASP8 and FADD-like apoptosis regulator. Gene Ontology annotation, biological process: negative regulation of extrinsic apoptotic signaling pathway via death domain receptors; proteolysis. Lineage: Eukaryota; Metazoa; Chordata; Actinopteri; Cyprinodontiformes; Rivulidae. The transcript has 9 exons. Gene Ontology annotation, molecular function: cysteine-type endopeptidase activity; protein binding. The coding region runs from base 1 to 1389 and encodes 462 amino acids. The record is from RefSeq and is a predicted model, not a curated record.
AUGGUGUCACACUUGGACCAGAGUCUCCUACAGGACAUUAAUGCAGUAGCAGAGGCUCUCAGCAGCAGUGAGAGCAGGAAGGUCUUGUAUCUCUGUGGGAGCCUGGAAGCAGACUGCAGCGACGAGUUUGUAAAGCAGAUUUUGAAAUCUAAAGUGGAGGACCAUGCAGAUGCUUCUUUGUUUUUAAAAGCUCUCAUUCUACAUCUGGAGCGUUAUGACAUCCUGAAGAAGGUGUAUAAAGUUGGAAGGAGUGAUAUAGAACAGCAGACUCUAACCAGUGCAAACGUUUUCCCAUCUUUCAGAGUACUGAUGGUUAAAAUAGGUGAGGAUCUGUCCAGGAAAGAUGUGGAGGAAAUUAAAUUCCUACUGAGCAACAUUAUACCUCGUGAGAAAAUGGAACGCUCUAAGACGUUUUUGGACGUGAUCACCGAACUUGAGAAGCUGGACUCGGUUUCACCUGAAAGACUGGACGAGGUAGAAAAAUGUUUCCUCGCCAUUGGCAGGGUUGAUCUGGUCAAAAAAUUGAAUGCUUACAAGAUAUCAGUCGAGACUUCUGCUGAGCUUUUGCCUCAACAGCAAAAUUGUCGAGAUGCUGCACUUAAACAAAGACAACCUCAGCAGCAUGUUGCCAAAGUCGUCAUGUCAUCGCCUGUACGCAGUGGGCCAAGCAGAGGGAGUCCAAUAGAACAGUACGACUUGAACACUAACCCCAGAGGAGUGUGUGUAAUUAUAGACUGUGUGGGCCAUGACGGAGGACUGUUGGAGCAGACGUUCAAGGCUCUUCACUUCAAAGUUCUCCUCCUCCAGUGGCUGAGUGCUGAUGACAUGCUUCUAUCUCUCAGAGAGAUAGCUGAACAAAGAGACCACUACAGAUAUGAUGCUUUUGUCUGCUGCAUCAUUAGCCGUGGUUCACAGAACCACCUCUUUGGGACGGACUUGUAUUACACCAGUUUAUCCAUAGACACUAUCAGAGGUCUUUUCACUGCUGAUUCCUGUGCCAUGCUGGCUGGUAAGCCAAAGCUCUUCUUCAUCCAGAGGUACAAUGUUGCAGAGUUAGGUCCAUCUGCGAGAGCGGACUGCUGGGAUGAGGACCUCGAGGUAGACGGUUGUGACGGACAGCUAACAACUGAUAAAAUCCCCACAGAAGCAGACAUAUUCUGGAGUCACUGCUGGACACAUGAACGUCAGCUAAACCAAGCGCAACACCACUCCAUUUAUCUGAAGGCCCUGGCGGACGCCUUGCACAAAUCCCAAAGGAGGAAAACUAGUCUCGUUGAUGUUCACACGGAGAUGAACGGGGCCAUCUUUGAGCAUAACAAAAGAAAUCCUGGAGCAGCUUACCACAUUGAUGUGAAACACACUUUAAGGAAAAAUCUUUUCCUAGAAUAGAGAAGUUACAGUAACGUCAUUAUGCCUAUAACCCCAUUACACUCACUUAAGUCCAAACCUUUGCCAAAGAAGAACAUGUUUUAUGUAACUACACUGACCCCUGCUGGUUAUUUUAU